Messenger RNA from Armigeres subalbatus, 3785 nucleotides. Its product is annotated as calcium/calmodulin-dependent protein kinase type 1G. The record is from RefSeq and is a predicted model, not a curated record. Bases 611 to 3232 code for a protein of 873 amino acids. Gene Ontology annotation, molecular function: protein serine/threonine kinase activity; ATP binding. Gene Ontology annotation, biological process: intracellular signal transduction; positive regulation of apoptotic process; protein phosphorylation. Gene Ontology annotation, cellular component: nucleus. The transcript has 9 exons. NCBI's taxonomy places the organism in Eukaryota, Metazoa, Arthropoda, Insecta, Diptera, Culicidae.
AAAGUCUCGGUCGGGAGAUCCACAGCAGCACGGCUUCCCACGAUCGACCAGCGAGCCAGUCAGUGAUCAUUCGAUAUUGUUGCCUGGCGGACGUAAACCACAGCAGCCAGAGAACUAGCGCGAGACAGCAUAAGACGUUCGCGAGUUUCGACGGUGGAAGAUAGCGGGGAAUAACGAAUAAGAAUCAUAUUUUGUGCAGAAUACGUGUGAUCUAGCGAGCGAGAAAGAGAAAGAACCAAGAAAAUUUCUGCUUCUCGUUUUGGAAAAAUCAUAUUUGCCACAACAUUGAUAAAGGGAGAAAUCUAAAAAUUCGUGGGCAACAUUGCGAUCAGUGAACAAGUGUAGCAGCCAUCCGAAGAAAGUGGAAUUCCAUAAAGUGGAAAGUCUACAUAUACAGUUUCAUCCGACAGUUCCUACUGACGCCAGAUCUAAUCGAAUUGAACCGGAAGUGAAGUGAUAGCUUCAGUCUUGCAUGUGAUCUGUUCGAUAUACAUUGAUCAGCGUAAAUAAUAUUCAACGGGCAGAAGCAGCAGCAGCAGCAGCUUUCGGUUUCAUCCCACAUAACAGGGAUUUGGUUCAACUCAAAACACAGUAAACAGCAAACGCAGAAAUGAUUCACGUGGACGAAAGCGAUCCCGUUGGUGAUGUACCACUGUCAUUCCCUUAUCGUGAAGUACAAAUUGAGCGUGGAGUUGAUGCGAAACAGUUGUACGAGCUGAGCACCGAAAUCGGAAGAGGUAAGUUCGGAGUCGUACAUGUUUGCAAAGAAAAAUCCACCGGAACCCGGUUGGCCGCCAAAUUCAUUCAGAUCGUCAAAAAAGGUGACAGGCGGAACAUUGAGCGCGAAGUUCACAUGAUGAAUGUUCUACGUCAUCCCAAAAUUGCUCAGCUGUACGGUGCGUACGAAUUUGAUCGCACUUUCUGCAUGGUCAUGGAGCUGGUUGAAGGAGGGGAGUUGUUUGAUCGCGUGCUGGACGAGAAGUUCAUCCUGACGGAGAAGGCUUGUUCCAUUUUCAUGCGACAGAUUUGCGACGCGAUCGGCUAUAUCCACAGCAACAACAUCGUACAUCUGGAUCUGAAACCGGAAAACAUUCUGUGCCUCACCGAGAGCGGGAACCGGAUAAAGAUCAUCGAUUUCGGACUGGCUCGUGAGUAUGAUCCAGACAAUAAGCUGCAAGUGCUGUUCGGAACGCCAGAAUUCGUGGCACCGGAAGUGGUUAAUUUUGAGGCGAUCUCCUUCGCAACCGACAUGUGGAGUGUGGGUGUCAUCGCAUAUGUGCUUGUGUCCGGACUAUCUCCCUUCGCUGGCGAAGAUGAUAUUCAGACCAUGGCAAACAUCACGAUAGGCCGAUAUGACUUCCUGGAUGAAGCAUUUGACACCGUAUCUGAAGAAGCGAUAGAUUUCAUCAACCGGUGUUUGGUCAAAGAGCAGAAGGAACGAAUCAACGCAGAAGAAGCGCUGAAGCACAAAUGGAUCAAACGAAAGCCGCAAUACUAUCCGACCAAUCGACGACCCUCAAUCACACCCUUCAAACCAGUGCUAUUGGAAACUAACAACAAGUCCGAUGCCGAAAUCGACAAAGAGAACCUCAAAGAAUUGGUCUCCAAGUGGAACGAGAACCCGAACAAUCGCUACGCCUUCGAACAGGCGACGGAGAAUGUCAUCUCGCCCAGUGGAGAAUCGGUUCAAAUUCGACGACCAGAUGCUAGCAGCCGGCGGGGCAGCUUAGCCAGAGGCGACGAAGACCCGUUGCUACUGUCCCCAUCAUCGUCAACUUCCUGUUGUUCGUCUUCGUCACCACUCUCAUCGGAAGUGAGCACAACUAACCUGCACCAACCGAACAGUGAGAGUUUCAUCAAUUCCCCGCUCCCAUCGAACCUUGCAUCAUCUCGCCCCGCACUAGUGCCAUUAGAAGUAGUUUCUAACAUCACAGAUCCGAGUCCAGCCAUCAUCUGCGAUGGCCAAAUCGCCAACAACGAUAUUAGCCGUAUUUGCAAUACUAGCAGCAGUAGCCUUAGUAGUUGUAGUAGCUUUGAGCGAACAUCAUCUGCAGUUCAGCCAUUACAGCACGGAGUCUUAUCGCCAUCUAUUCACAAUUCUCGUUCAUAUUUCUCAGAUCAUCACAAUUCACAAUCGCAACCGCAGCAAACAGAACCGGAUAUGGUCAUUCAGCCGACCCAAGUCAAGGUAUGUGAUGAGUUACGAAUGCUAUCAAAUUUGCUAAAACAAUCUACCACCGUUCAAUAUAAGGAACCCGUGUCCGAAGUCCCCCAACCAUCAUCCCCACAAGAACCACAGACACAGAACAGUACAUUCACACCAUUAAGCCCCUCCACUCUCAGCACGGCCGAACUGGACACGGACCUGGAGAGUCUCAAGACCAAGGUAAAAACCAAAACGUCCAAAGCGCAGAACAAGUUGAACGAACUAGCGCAGCAACCGGAGUUCCUCUCGAACGAAACCUUCAAACUGCAGACGUUCAAGUUCCUGCCCAAGUCGAUCAGUCUGUGCAACGACGACUCAGUAUUCAAAGAAAAUUACACCAAGUUCUGUGAUCGCAAUGCAAUUAUCAAACCUCCUCACCUUCAAGAACCAUCGUCCAAGGCGAUCGAGGAAGUGACUUCCAGCAGUACCUCCACCACGACAACCGAAGUCUCCGAGGGUACCAAGGUGAUCGUAACGAAAACAACUAAAAGCACAAAAACGGCAGCGGACGGCACGAAAUCCGUCACCAUUCGAAAGACAAUCGUUAAGCAAAAGAAGAUCGCCGAAGAAGACACCGAGAAAGGUAAGCUCAAGUCCCAGGGCAGUCUAACGCAACAGGAUCAAGCCACGGUGAAACGGACCAAGUUCCGCGUGAACCAAAUGAGCAGCCGAGACGUUCCGGUUGCGAUCAACAGCGUGGCGAAGCGAUAUCUUGAGCAGAAUCGGCUCAUAAGCAACACCGAGUCCGACACCUUUCCCAAGGAUGACUGCUUUGUCAAGAAGAUCAACAAGACCAACCUAGUGAACCACUUCCAGCAGCAAACGACGUCGCAAACCGAAACGGCGAACAAUUUUAAAAAUUCAAUGAAAACCCGCAGCAUUUCCGUUGACUGGGACACCGUGGAUGCGGUGGAGAAUCGAUCGAUGAAGACGAUCAAUUCCUUCCUGAGACGAACCUCGGCAUCCACUGCUGGAUCAGCCGUCAAACAGAUUCAAGCGCAAAUCGAAGCUAACAUCCACAAAUAACAUCAUUCACGGAACUGCACAACGCUCACAAACAUACGCUUUAAUUCCACUUAGUUGUCACCUUGUGUAUCCACAAAAAUAUGUGCGUGUUAACGUCUGUUGAAAGCAGCAAGUGUGAUGAGAAAGAUACAUUUUCUACAAGAGUCAUCUUUCUUACUAAGAGUUUUCUAGUCAUUCAAUGUGUAGUUCUGUCAUGUCAUCAAUAAUGACUCCAUAUCCAUUAUCAUUCUCCUCUCGCCUAAUCAUAUAUCUGUUUUUAGUGACAAUACAUGUAUGUACGUUGUCGCAGAAUUUUCACCAUUUAAUGAUAUUUAUUGAAUGAAUUAGGUUCAUGAAACUUUAAGAAUAUGUUUCAAAUGUUAUACAACUGUUGGCCGUUGAAUGAAGGGAAAAAAUAUUCUACACAUGUUAAGGUUUACAUUAAUAUUUAAUUACCAUAGUGAGAAAUCGAAAAGAUACUUGCAACGGGAUGAAUAUGGAUGCAUGUAGCUAAAUUGUAUAUAAUCAGUCUGAGAUUCGUCAAACCACUAUGAAUAAAAGAUAUUAAAAGUCA